AUGCCACCAAUGCAGAAAGGUCGUCUAUUCAGUGUGCAGGAUGUGAUUGCUGCAGUCCAAAAUGGAGAGAGCGAUUUUGAAAUGGACUUGGAUGACACUGAUGCAAGUGAUUUAGAGAAUGAGGAUGUAGGUGAAAUGGACAAAGAAAACCACCAACCCAUUGACUGCCCAGCUAAUGAUGAUGUGGACAUCAACCCCCAACCAAAUAAACACACAGUGCCCCGUGACAGGUUUCGUUGGUUGGAAAAGGAGUUUAUCAGUCCUAAUACAGAUUUUUCUGGUUCAGAAAUCACCAAUGAUGCCACCUCCCUCCUGACCCCACUGGAGUACUUCCAAAAGUUUGUGACGGAAGAUAUGAUUGAGACUCUGACAAGAAACACAAAUGAGUACAGCUUGCAAAAAAAUGGAAUAUCUGUAAAUACCAAUAAUAAGGAAAUUGAGAUGAUGCUUGGCAUGUACCUGAAGAUGGGCCUAAUGCAAAUGUCUGGAGUCCGUAUGUAUUGGGAGACAGACACACGGUACACCCCUGUUUCUGAUGUGAUGUCCCGGAACAGAUUCCAAUCUCUGUUGACUUCAUUACACUUUAUAAACAAUUUAACUGUGUCAGAGAUGGAAAAGAAGGACAAACUCUGGAAACUCAGACCAAGGCUAAAUUCAUUUAGGGAAAGAUGCCUGCAGGUGGUACCUGAAGAACACAACUCUGUGGAUGAAAUGAUGAUUCCUUUCAAGGGGAGAUUCAGUAACAUCAAACAAUAUAUGUGUGGCAAGCCACACCCAUGGGGGUUCAAAUUGUGGGUGAGAACUGGAAUCUCUGGCAUGCUCUGUGAUUUUGAUGUGUACCAAGGGAGUGUAGAUGGAAAACGACAAGCGAAAUCUGAACUUGGACUGUCAGGUGAGGUUGUGAUGAAGCUCGCCUCCACACUUCCAGAGGGUCAAAACUACAAGGUCUACGCAGACAACUACUUCACCUGUGUCCCACUGGUGGUCAAGCUCCUUGAGCGUGGAAUUCAUUAUGUGGGAACAGCGAGGCAGGUACGUCUACCCAACUGCAACCUUGAAGAUGAGAAGAGCUUGAAGAAAAAGGGGAGAGGAAGCUUUGAUGUCCGAGUGGAGGGGAACCACAACAUCUGUGCUGUCAAAUGGUAUGACAACAGAGCGGUCACACUUGUGUCAUCCUUUGCUGGACCAGAACCUGUGCAGAAAAUUCAGCGGUGGGACAAAGCCACUAAAACCAUCAUUGAUGUUGAGAGGCCUUACAUUGUUGGUACCUACAACAAACACAUGGGGGGUGUGGAUUUGUUGGACUCAUUUGCUGCCAAGUACAAGUUUCCCAUGAAAUCUCACCGCUGGUACAUUUACAUCUUCUGGCACACCAUCAUCUUUGCUGUAAUUAACGGCUGGCUCCUUUACAAGCGGGACUGUAAAGCUCUGAAGAUGACUGAGAAAGAGAUACUGAACAGGAGACAGUUUCAGGCACAACUUGCAUCCUCUCUCAUCCUGGUGAACACACACAACACAUUACCCAAGAGAGGGCGACCAUCUUCAGGGAAGACAGUGACAUCAGGGAGCCCUUUGGAUCCUCAGAAGAGACCAUCCUCAUCAGAUGUGAGUCCCCCAGCCAAGAGGUCAUCGGACCACCCCCCACUGGAUGUACGCAAAGACAUGAUUGCACAUUUCCCAGUAAAGACAAAGAGAGGGCGCUGCAGACACUGCAAUAAUGGAUACACAAACACACUGUGUAGCAAGUGCAAUGUUCGUCUGUGCUUCUCAGAGGAAAAGAACUGUCUUAGGGACUAUCACUGCAAAUAA
This is a messenger RNA of Polypterus senegalus (gray bichir), 1809 nucleotides long. Its product is annotated as piggyBac transposable element-derived protein 3-like. Bases 1 to 1809 code for a protein of 602 amino acids. The record is from RefSeq and is a predicted model, not a curated record. NCBI's taxonomy places the organism in Eukaryota, Metazoa, Chordata, Cladistia, Polypteriformes, Polypteridae. The transcript has a single exon.